Zymoseptoria tritici IPO323 is the source of this 1086-nucleotide messenger RNA. RefSeq lists its product as uncharacterized. The transcript has a single exon. Lineage: Eukaryota; Fungi; Ascomycota; Dothideomycetes; Mycosphaerellales; Mycosphaerellaceae. Bases 1 to 1086 code for a protein of 361 amino acids. The record is from RefSeq and is a predicted model, not a curated record.
AUGUCAGACAACCGCCCCAAACCAUCCAUACCGGCGUGGCAACGAGCUGCCCAGCCGAAAUCUCCACCGCGAGAUGAUCCGGUCUACGCGCAGGCCGAAGCGGAGGCCAAACCGACGGAUAACAUUGAAACAAUAGCACCGACACCGACCGAGGACGAGACUCCUGCUGAUCCCGUCAGUGGAGAUGCUGCACCGGAGAUGGCGCCCUCGGAAACUACCUCGUCCACCACAGCAACACGAGCAAGCGACUCAAAGCCAGCCACGUUCGAGGCCGACGACUUUGCGAGAUUCAGCCAGCAACAACAGCAACCCCCAGCACAACCACCGCCUGCCGUACAACAACGAUCAGCACCUCCUCCGAUCAUCACAUAUCCCGAAUUCCUUGUGGAAGCACACAAACCUCCACCACUCAUUACUCCAUCAAGAGUCAUCAAUGCCAUCUACCUUGCUGGUGGUCUCUCAGCGAUCCUCUACGGUGCAAGCAAAUGGCUCAUCACACCUAUGGUAGACAGUCUUUGCGAGUCAAGGCAUGAGUUUCUCAAUCACAGCCAGACCAAAGUCGACGAACUCAACGAGCGACUAUCCAAGAUCGUGAGCAAACUUCCCGAAGCGAAGAAACAGAGCAACGCAGAAGGGGAGAUUGACGACACCGAGAGCGACGCCAGCGAUCCUACCGAGCUAUACCACCGCGACAUGGGCACGCAAACCGAAUCGCCUCAGCCAUCCCGGUCCACCUCCGUGCCUGAGGUGAAAAAGACGGCCGUAGAUCACGAAACUACUGCAAUGUCAAUCAUGCAGUCACACUUUGCGGAGAUGUUGGAAGGAUCCGACAGCGUUGGAGAGUCGGCAAAAGAUCGGUUGGACAGUGUCAAUAAGCUAAGGCACUAUUUGGACGGCCUGAUCUACAACACCGCAAGUAUGCCCGUGUGGCAGGCCGCGGAAGAUGGUAUGACUAUGAGGCCUGCAAAUGGUGCACCCAAGAACGACGGAGUUGAGGACUUGAAGAAGGAAAUCAGGGGGGUCAAGGGCGUGCUGUUGAGUGCCAAGCGGUUUCCCGCAAGACCAGUUGCUGCCGGUGGUGCGUAG